AUGGCGCAGACGGUGGUAAAUGAGCUAGAGUACAUGGCUGCCGAGCUGAAUUACUACAAGGACAGGAAAAUAUUCAAGCCGCAGGAGCUUGAGUCCAUAGUCAAAAAAAGAAAAGAGUUUGAAGAAAUACUCUCAGUGCGCCCAAGACUAUCUGUGUUCCUCCUGUACAUUGAGUACGAGGUCAAGCUGCAGCGCAUAUACAACAAAAGAGUGAAAAAAGAAAAGCACAGAAAGGGGUAUAUACAGACAAGAAUAAACAGCAUCUACAGAAGAGCACAGUUCUCCUUUCCGCACGAGAAGGAGCUGUACAUCUCGCAUCUGGAGUACUUUAUCUCGAUAAAUGACGAGAUAAAAAUAAAAGAGCUAUCUCUGAGUCUGCCAAAAAAGCUCACAGGAGAGCCCAAGGCCUGGAUCCUGUCUGCGUCUUCUCUGAGGAGCAUAGGAGAAAUAGAGUCGUCAAGGAUACUGCUGCAAAGAUCUCUGAGAGUGCUGAAAAACAAAGAAGAAAUAAUCAAUGCAUUUAUAAAACUCGAGGAGGAAUACCCUGAGGCAGACUCUGAAAAGAUCAUAGAGAUAUUAAAAAGACAAACUAUUACAUCAUCAGCAGAGCAAUGA
This is a messenger RNA of Nematocida minor, 615 nucleotides long. RefSeq names its product U3 small nucleolar RNA-associated protein 6. NCBI's taxonomy places the organism in Eukaryota, Fungi, Microsporidia. Gene Ontology annotation, cellular component: small-subunit processome; Pwp2p-containing subcomplex of 90S preribosome. Gene Ontology annotation, biological process: maturation of SSU-rRNA from tricistronic rRNA transcript (SSU-rRNA, 5.8S rRNA, LSU-rRNA). Gene Ontology annotation, molecular function: protein binding; snoRNA binding. The coding region runs from base 1 to 615 and encodes 204 amino acids. The transcript has a single exon. The record is from RefSeq and is a predicted model, not a curated record.